CAUAUGUUGUUGCUUGAUUGCAAGUCAACAGCUGGUGCUGUAUUGGUUAGCAUUAGACGAAUUUUUCAUAUAAUUUAAUAAUUUCACAAUGAUGAAUAGAUUGUGCUUAAUUAAAUAUCCUAAUACGUUAAGUUUGAAAAAUAUUUGUUUUUUGGAAUCGAAGAACACUUCUUUACUCACAUAUUCAAGAGCGUGGAAAUCAACAAAAAGUACUAGGAAAUCAACAGAAGCAGAAGCUAUUGAGGAGCCUAUACCAUUUUUUGGUAGCCACGCAUCUGUUUGGCGUGCGAAGGCUACACGUAGCGGUGGUGCCGAUGAGUAUCUUUGGUAUCAACCUUAUGUUAUUUCAGGCAGUUUGGCAAUUUUUCUAUUGUAUUUUUGUGUAUUUCGAGAGGAAAGCGAUAUUGAUCAGAAAUUAGAUGGUGAUCUCUUUCAACAUGUUAAAGGCUUAGAGGAGGUACAAUUAACAAUGAAUUAUAAAUAUAAUAAAGAACAUGGCUUAGAUACUAAAGAUAUUGAGAAACGUCUCAAAGAGUUAGGUGUUAAUAUCACUGAAUUAAAUGCUAAGUCGGCAGUUAGCAAUUAAAUGGAAACCGUAUAUUAAAAAUUAAAAAAUAUUUUGUAAUAAGUUUUAUUGUGUUUUCGUUAAAUAAAAAAAAAAAAAG
Messenger RNA from Glossina fuscipes, 665 nucleotides. RefSeq lists its product as uncharacterized. The record is from RefSeq and is a predicted model, not a curated record. The transcript has 2 exons. The coding region runs from base 89 to 586 and encodes 165 amino acids. NCBI's taxonomy places the organism in Eukaryota, Metazoa, Arthropoda, Insecta, Diptera, Glossinidae.